UUGAUUCCUUGGAUCAAUAUUCAUUCAUGAUGAAUCUACUCGAUACAAACCAGAGACUUUUCUACAGGGUAAUUUAUAUACAUUGAUUCCUUGGAUCAAUAUUCAUUCAUGAUGAAUCUACUCGAUACAAACCAGAGACUUUUCUACAGGCUCUUAUCUGAGAACACUGAAGAACUGAUGCCAAUAGUUUACACCCCAACCGUAGGACUGGCCUGUCAGAAAUAUGGAUUCAUUUUCACCAAUCCUAAGGGGAUGUUCAUCAGCAUCAAGGACAAGGGGCACGUGUACGAGGUGCUCAGCAACUGGCCUGAGAAGGACAUCAAGGCUAUAGUUGUUACAGACGGAGAGAGAAUCCUUGGUCUCGGGGAUCUUGGAGCUCAGGGUAUGGGUAUCCCUGUAGGUAAGCUAGCACUAUAUACUGCACUAGCUGAUAUACCACCUCAUCAAACUCUGCCUAUUACACUUGACGUGGGAACUAACAGGGAAGAACUACGGAAUGAUGUUGACUAUAUUGGACUGAGACAACCCAGGGUUAGAGGAGAAGAAUACGAUCAAUUUAUUGAUGAAUUUAUGCAGGCUGUUUUCCGAAGGUUUGGGCAGAGCUGUUUAAUUCAAUUUGAAGAUUUUGGAAAAGAUAAUGCUUUCCGUCUACUUGAGAUGUACAGGGAUAAAUACUGCACCUUUAACGACGACAUCCAAGGAACUGCUAGUGUGGCACUUGCUGGUAUAUUGGCUGCUCUCAAGGCUACGGGGAAAAGUUUAAAGGAACAUACUUUCCUUUUCCAGGGUGCUGGACAGGCUGCUGUAGGGAUCGCUCUAUUGAUCGCUAUGGCUCUAGAGAAACGAGAAGGAUUAACCAGAGAAGAAGCAUUGAGUCAUGUUUGGCUUAGAGACUCUAAAGGUUUGGUGGUAAAAGACCGACCAAGUGGGGGUAUAAGUAAACCAAAGGCACCCUUUGCCCACCCUCACGAGCCGAUGGAGGAUCUAAUGGAAAUAAUUAGAUCGAUUAAGCCAACCUGCCUUAUUGGGGCUGCAGCUAUACCUGGAGUCUUUACACCAGAAGUUAUCAAGGAAGUUGGAGACUUGAACGAAACCCCGAUAAUCUUUGCUCUGUCCAACCCUACCAGCCAGGCGGAGUGCACGGCUGAGGCGGCGUAUACGUACACAGAAGGCAGGGCUAUAUUCGCCUCAGGAUCUCCUUUCCCACACUUUCAAGGGUUUGGAAAAAGCUUUGAGCCUGGGCAAGGAAAUAAUGCUUAUAUAUUCCCUGGAGCAUCUCUAGGCGUUAUAGCAGCAGGAAUCAGGCAUAUUCAUGAAUCAGUAUUCCUGUUUAUUGAAUCAGUAUUCCUGUUUAUUGCUGAGGGAUUGGCUGAUAUGGUGACAGCUGAUGAUCUUAAAGAUAAAGAGAAGCAUAUUAAAGAAAUGUUGUACAAUUACAACUACGACGGGGACUCUAAUCUGCCAGCUGUUUAUAAGUGGUAA
Eurytemora carolleeae is the source of this 1482-nucleotide messenger RNA. Its product is annotated as NADP-dependent malic enzyme. The transcript has 16 exons. Lineage: Eukaryota; Metazoa; Arthropoda; Copepoda; Calanoida; Temoridae. Gene Ontology annotation, molecular function: NAD binding; malate dehydrogenase (decarboxylating) (NADP+) activity; malate dehydrogenase (decarboxylating) (NAD+) activity. Gene Ontology annotation, cellular component: mitochondrion. The record is from RefSeq and is a predicted model, not a curated record. Bases 109 to 1482 code for a protein of 457 amino acids. Gene Ontology annotation, biological process: malate metabolic process; pyruvate metabolic process.